AUGCAUCAGUGUCUACUCAAGCGGAGCUCCCGUGCUUUGAAUGUGAUAAACGUAAAGCUGAAGUACAGCAUCGGAGUCUUAAGAGAUAUUUUUGUAUGUGAUUACAGGGAUUGGCUGAAGUGCCUGUUCCAAGUGUUUGCGGUGGUGUGCUUCGUGUGCGCCGUGUGCGUGCUGAGCGGCGUGGCGCGGUGGCGCGGUGCGCGCUGCGCCCGCGAGCCCGUGCCCUGGAGCUGGCUGCGCGCGCAGGACCUCAUCGACCUCCUGCUCAGGAUCGAGUAUGUGGCCGAUGUGCCCAUGUGA
Molecule: messenger RNA, 300 nt
Organism: Parnassius apollo (apollo)
Lineage: Eukaryota; Metazoa; Arthropoda; Insecta; Lepidoptera; Papilionidae
Source: the annotation of a GenBank genome assembly